UGUUUGGCUAAAGAUAAGUUGUUUGUGGGUCGAAUUCUGCUUGUGAACAUUACCGCACAGCCCAACCGCGCUUUUAAAGAACUCGAGUAAACAACGUUUACUGCCUUCAAAGUGUUUGCCUCCAAUCAGUUUUAAGCUAGGUGAGAUUCAAGUUGCAUUUGCCCCGGUGCUUUUGCAAAGGCUAUUUACAAAGACGCGAUACAAAGCAGAACAACAAUACCUCGUUGGUGUUCGUUUGUAGAUUCGGGUUACAACGAUGAGUAAGCGUCACAAGAGGACUUUGUCUCUUCUCUCUAGCGUGGAUGACGAUUUCAAAAGCGACUCUCAAGAAGCUGAACGAAAUGCUGCCCUCGAAGUUCAGGAGAAGACGUGCGCUGAAUGUAAAAGGCGAAAGCAGAAGUGCGAUCGAAAAAGACCUUGUGACCAUUGCAUCGCCCGAGGAAUGCAAGAAAAGUGUAAGCCGAGCACUCGUGUAGAUCGAUUUGAGUCUUUGACUGGUCGAGUAGCAAAGCUAGAGUCGCAGUGGGAGACGCUUCUGCCUUUUUUCGAUCACCUUGAACAACAACGCACAACCUCAAGCCUCACGAUUGGCGUACCCACUGCAUCCAGCUCUUCUGGAACUUUUCCGACCGAACAGCCUCUGUCCGCAAAUCUAAGUCCACGCAUGCGCACAGAGCAAGAUACGCAAAAGGUACACAAUGGGCUCGACCAACUCUUUCUGAGUAAUGGAAAACAGGUGUUGCAGGAUGCGGAAGAUUACGCAGAGCACGGCGCCAGCAAGCCCUCUGUUCCGCAAAGCAAUCAUAACUUAGUUUCGUCCCUUUUGACGCUCGGUUGUUCAACAUAUUGUCUGCAAGGAAUGAUGGCAAUCUUGCCAGAUCGGAAGUUGGCUGAUACAUUGGUGAGCUAUUUUUUCUCUAGGGUCAACCUUCUCCGCCAUCCUAUGCCUCAUGACAAGAUAAUGCGAUCCAUACAAGAUUUCUGGCAAGGCAGCGUGUCAUUCACUGUUGGCAAUUUGAACGCAUAUGCACUGAUCACUUCCAUGUGCGCUCUUUCGCUGCUUUCAAUUGAUAACUCAUCCUUGCAUGGACUGGAUUCAUCUUGUGAUCUAAUCGAAACUCACCGAGACGCACUUGCUAAACAACUUCAUUACGCAUCGAGGCAUGCUCUGAUGGUGAAUUCAAUGUCAUCGAGUGAGUCAGUGGAGCAUGUCAUAGCUUGGGUACUUUGCUGCCGAUUUCUGUUGCUGACCCAUCGAUACGGUGAAGGUUAUACUUGCGCCGCGCGUAUGGUGAAGAGUGCCUACCGGCUCAAGCUGCAUCGCGAUGGGGAAGACCAUGUGAGGGCAACUGCAUUUGGAUUGAGGUCCGAGAGUCAGACACCAAUGACAAGGCAAGAGGUAGAGGAACGACGUUUAUUGUGGUCCGCCGUGUAUCAUUAUGACAGGUGGAUAAGCAUGUCUACAGGCUUGCCGUUCAUUAUUUUUGACCAACUCUGCACCACACAAUGCCCCACAAUCCAACUUGGUAGUGGAGCUUCCGAUGAUACUGCUCUGGAUAGAGCACUCAGCGAAUUAACCCCAACACCGUACAUGUACAGUAUACAUCGAUUUAAACUGUCCGUUCUUUUGGGGCGUAUCUUACUAUUCCUGCGCGGAAAUGAUGACAUUUGGACAGGCGAGCUUCGUUCCACCGCGAAUGUCCUCGAAAUUCUGACAGAAUUAGACAACAGUUUGAGGACGAUUGAAGAAUCGCUGCCCUUCUACCUCGCUUGCAAAAAAGAUGACGAAAUUCAUCCUAUUGAUUUUGUGGAGCUUGAGGUGGAUAGAGAUUUUCCAUAUCUCCCCGUUCAUAGGUUCCUUUUAAACAGUGAAAUUCUAGCGACUCGCGCUUCACUUUUCAGCGCAUUCUUAAUAUCGCCCGCAGAGAAUUUGAAGAAGCCUAGGCAGGUAUGCAGGCACGCCGCGUUGAACGAUCUGAACCUGCAUCUAACAUAUCUCCGCAGUGAAACUGCGCUCACAGAGCGUGAGAUUGCCGUUUACAUUGGUUCACAGCAAUUAUUCAGAUCGGCAUUUCUUUGUGCUCUCGACCUCUUGCACUUUUGUAAAGAAGGCAGAGAUGAGGAAGGGACCACUGUAGCAGAUUCAGCGACAGCAAAGGUGCUCUCUGAUUCAGUGCACCGUGUGAUUUCGCUCGAAUCUGGUCGAAAGUGCUUGCUUGACCCAGAAGCAAGGCAAGUGAUCAAGAACAUUCUCGCCGAAUGCCAACGCUACGACACAAACGGAGAUCUGGCAACGGGACAAUCUUUUCCUUCCUUCGAAAGCUGGAGCAUGCCAGAUGCCAAAAUUUUAAUAGAUGCAUUUUUCAACGGCGAACAAUCGCAAGCAAAACUAUAUUCUGAGCUAUUCGAUCAGGUUUCGACGAAUUUCACCGCAUAGACACUACGUGAAUUUAACAUUUUGCAGUACGACGGGUCAUGAACGAAUGCUCAAAAGAAGCAGAUGGGCAAUGCACCCUUCAUGCUGGUAAUUUGCGUCAAUGGCCCGAUACCACCCACUAUCGGAAGGGCAAGCACGCUGAAUCUAGUGGCAGAUUGAUUUCUGUAUCCUAUCAUAAUUCUGAAACGGAUCAUGUUUGUACGAUUACCCUGCUUUUCCUAUGUCACC
Messenger RNA from Meira miltonrushii, 2665 nucleotides. RefSeq lists its product as uncharacterized. The coding region runs from base 257 to 2437 and encodes 726 amino acids. Gene Ontology annotation, biological process: DNA-templated transcription; regulation of DNA-templated transcription. NCBI's taxonomy places the organism in Eukaryota, Fungi, Basidiomycota, Exobasidiomycetes, Exobasidiales, Brachybasidiaceae. The transcript has 2 exons. The record is from RefSeq and is a predicted model, not a curated record. Gene Ontology annotation, molecular function: DNA binding; zinc ion binding; DNA-binding transcription factor activity, RNA polymerase II-specific.